This is a messenger RNA of Daldinia vernicosa, 833 nucleotides long. RefSeq names its product snare-like protein. Gene Ontology annotation, cellular component: SNARE complex; ER to Golgi transport vesicle membrane; Golgi membrane. The transcript has 4 exons. NCBI's taxonomy places the organism in Eukaryota, Fungi, Ascomycota, Sordariomycetes, Xylariales, Hypoxylaceae. Gene Ontology annotation, biological process: retrograde vesicle-mediated transport, Golgi to endoplasmic reticulum; vesicle fusion with Golgi apparatus; endoplasmic reticulum to Golgi vesicle-mediated transport. Gene Ontology annotation, molecular function: SNAP receptor activity. The record is from RefSeq and is a predicted model, not a curated record. Bases 131 to 781 code for a protein of 216 amino acids.
CACGUACACUACAUACUCCAGAUAGUACCUUUAUUACCACGUUUAUCUUUACUCUUCCCCUUAGUGUCGAAUAGUGCCAAACAGCAAUUCCACACAUACCAAACCACCACGCGACCACACCAUCCGAAAGAUGAUCAGGUCAACGCAGAUAGCCCGUUUGGGCGACGGCCUGAUGCUCUGCGCGUCCGUCGAUGACGAACAAUCAGGAUCCUCCCUCCCCGAAGUCAAGUCGCAAACAAAAAUCAUACUGCGACGACUAAACCGCAACGCCGAACCCCAAGCCAGCAUCGAAAGCGGCAACUACACAAUCCACUACCUCAUCGCCAACGACAUAGUCUACAUCUGCAUCAGCGAGCGGUCCUACCCGCGCAAGUUAGCAUUCACCUACCUCUCCGACCUCUCCACCGAAUUCGCCCAGUCCUACCCCGCGCCCCAACUGCACUCCCCGUCCCUGCGUCCCUACGCCUUCAUGGAAUUCGACACCUUCAUCACGCGCACCAAGGCCCUGUACGCCGACGCGCGCGCCGCGCAGGGCCUAGGCCGCUUAAACGACGAGCUGCGCGACGUGACCAAGGUCAUGACGAAGAAUAUCGAGGACUUGCUGUAUCGCGGCGAUAGUCUGGAGCGCAUGGGCGAGAUGAGCUCGAGGCUGAGGGAUGACAGUCGCAAGUAUAGGAAGGCGGCCGUGAAGAUUAAUUGGGAUUUGCUGAUUAAGCAGUAUGCGCCAAUUGGUGUGUUUGUGCUGAUUGUGCUGGUGUUUAUUUGGAUCCGGUUCUUUUGAGGUCGGUUACGGAGUGGGUGGUGGUGGUAAGGGGUGAGGUGGCAGGAAAAAG